AUGGAAACGCACCUGCUGCUGCUCUUCCCCCUCCUCCUCCCGGGCUCAGGCUCAUCAGAUGUCAUCACGGGUCCAGGAGAAGUGAGAGGUCUGGAGCAGGGCUCACUGACCAUGCAGUGUCGCUAUGUCACAGGGUGGGAGACCCAUGUGAAGUGGUGGUGUCAGGGGGCUGAUUGGAAGAGAUGCAGGAUACUUGUUAAAACCAAUGGAUCAGAGCAGGAGGUGAAGAAGGACCGUGUGUCCAUCAGGGACAAUCAGAGAAACCGCACGAUCACCGUGACCAUGACAGAGCUCAGGCAAGAGGACACAGACAUCUACUGGUGUGGGAUUGAGAAAGUCGGAACUGACCGUGGGGUCCAAGUUAGAGUCACCAUUGACGCAGUGCCAGUCACUUUGGAAAGCGCUACAGAGUCCCCAGCUGUGACCGACCCCGACUCUGACACCAGUGAUGGCUUCAUGAAUCUCAGCAUCCUCCUGCCCCUCCUUUUUGCUCUGUUGCUGCUUCUCUUGGUGGCAGCCUCACUGCUGGCUUGGAGAAUGGUGAAGCGGCAGAAGAAAGCUGCUGGAAUAUCACCAGAGCAGGUGUCCCAGCUCUCCGAGAACGAUGUCUAUUAUGCCAACCUGACCCUGCAGAAGACUGGAGCCUCCUCUGGCUCCUCCAGGGAGAAGCCCCCCUCAAAGUUUCCCUCCUCUGCCCAGGAAGAUCAGGUAGAAGUGGAAUACAUCACCAUGGAUCCCUUUCCAAAGGAGGACAUUUCCUAUGCAGCCCUGACUUUGGACACCUUGGGUCAGGACUCAGUCUACAUGAACACGGGCGACCUCGUCACCAACCUUCCCAGCAGGAGCCAAGAGGAGCUCACGCAAUACAGCACCAUCAGGAAGCCUUAG
This is a messenger RNA of Miniopterus natalensis, 888 nucleotides long. Lineage: Eukaryota; Metazoa; Chordata; Mammalia; Chiroptera; Miniopteridae. The record is from RefSeq and is a predicted model, not a curated record.